This is a messenger RNA of Striga asiatica, 546 nucleotides long. Lineage: Eukaryota; Viridiplantae; Streptophyta; Magnoliopsida; Lamiales; Orobanchaceae. The record is from the annotation of a GenBank genome assembly.
CUGGCAGACAGAGAACGAAGCGCCACUACAAUCCGAACGAAUCCGUCCCGUGCUCUGGUCAUAAGGAAACUGUUUGAGCAUGCGCGUCUGCGUUAUGCGGCGGCCAAACCUCACCAGAUCUACGCCAUUCGCCAGGAUCUAUUAAGCCCUCGUCGUUUCUAUCAAGGAAACGUCGGAGAACAAUCGAAGAAGGUUGCUUUCGAUGAAAUUGAUGGCUUAAUUCGCCAAUGUUCUGGAUCUUUGUUUGGCCGGCUCAAGAGAUUAGGAGAUUGGAGAAAUAAGAUAUGUUUGACUUUUGCCCUAAUUUUUUUGCUUUCUCUAUUGUGGGAACCUCUUUUGAAUGAAAUUCAAUGCACUGAUCUAGACGAGAUCUUAACACAGAUCCAACUUCACUCCCAGUUAUUGCUUGAGAAAAUGGAUGAUAUCUCAAAGAAUGGCAGGAAGGUUGAUGAGAAGGCAGUUAAAGAGGUCAAGAUGGGACGUGGAUCCAAAACAAAGGCUGUGAUCUACUGCUGGGAGUAUUUAGAAAAUCUGAAAAUGGAUUAG